GUCGCGUCUCACAUGCGACGCAGACCCAGAGUCCUCCGCGGGACGCUCCUCCGGGACGGCAAGAGAACUGGUCCAAACUACGUUCCCUUUACCUCUGCGGCGACCCGUAGCGUAGGCGCCGGAGCCGCGGUGGCGCAGGCGCAACGUAAAUGCGCCUGCUUACCGGGGGAGAUGUUGCGGUUAGGCGUGCUCUGUCUGUGGCGGCGGAGACCUCUGGUGUUUGGGGUCCCAGCAAAGAACCUCGGCCUUAGAAAAGUUGCUUCCGGCGUCUCUCCCCCGGGCAGCACCUCGCCCAGAGCCCUAAAUAUCUUCGACCGGGAUUUGAAGAGAAAACAGAAGAACUGGGCCGCCCGGCAGCCCGAACCCAUGAAGUUUGACUAUCUGAAGGAGGAGGUUGGAAGUCGGAUUGCAGACCGCGUAUAUGACAUAGCUAGAAAAUUUUCCCUUGCUUUGGAUGUUGGUUGUGGAAGAGGUUACAUAGCACAGCAUUUGAAUAAGGAAACUGUUGGAAAGUUCUUCCAAGUAGACAUUGCAGAAAAUGCGUUGAAAAAUACCUUAGAAAUGGAAAUCCCUACUGUCAGUGUUUUAGCUGAUGAAGAGUUCCUUCCCUUCAGAGAAAAUACAUUUGACCUGGUAGUUAGCAGCUUAAGUUUACACUGGGUGAAUGACCUUCCUAGAGCACUUGAACAGAUUCAUUAUGUUUUAAAACCAGAUGGAGUGUUUAUUGGUGCAAUGUUUGGAGGCGACACACUCUAUGAACUUCGGUGUUCGUUACAGUUAGCAGAAACAGAAAGGGAAGGAGGAUUUUCUCCACAUGUUUCUCCUUUCACUGCUGUCAAUGACCUAGGACAUCUGCUUGGGAGAGCUGGCUUUAAUACACUGACUGUGGAUACUGAUGAAAUUCAAGUUAACUAUCCUGGGAUGUUUGAAUUGAUGGAAGAUUUACAAGGUAUGGGUGAGAGUAACUGUGCUUGGAAUAGAAAAGCCCUGCUGCACCGAGACACGAUGCUGGCGGCUGCAGCGGUGUAUGGAGAAAUGUACAGAAAUGAGGAUGGUUCAGUACCUGCCACGUAUCAAAUCUAUUACAUGAUAGGAUGGAAAUACCAUGAUUCACAGGCCCAACCAGCUGAAAGAGGUUCAGCAACUGUGUCAUUUGGAGAGCUGGGAAAAAUAAAUAAUCUUAUGUCACAGGAGAAAAAAUCACAAUAAAUAUUUUAUCCAGUGUUAA
Messenger RNA from Neofelis nebulosa (Clouded leopard), 1228 nucleotides. It is a transcript of the gene NDUFAF5, whose product is annotated as NADH:ubiquinone oxidoreductase complex assembly factor 5. Gene Ontology annotation, cellular component: mitochondrion. Bases 13 to 1209 code for a protein of 398 amino acids. Gene Ontology annotation, molecular function: S-adenosylmethionine-dependent methyltransferase activity. The transcript is spliced from 11 exons. The record is from RefSeq and is a predicted model, not a curated record. NCBI's taxonomy places the organism in Eukaryota, Metazoa, Chordata, Mammalia, Carnivora, Felidae. Gene Ontology annotation, biological process: mitochondrial respiratory chain complex I assembly.